Pezoporus flaviventris is the source of this 1566-nucleotide messenger RNA. It is a transcript of the gene CCDC124, whose product is annotated as coiled-coil domain containing 124. Gene Ontology annotation, biological process: transcription by RNA polymerase II. The record is from RefSeq and is a predicted model, not a curated record. NCBI's taxonomy places the organism in Eukaryota, Metazoa, Chordata, Aves, Psittaciformes, Psittacidae. Gene Ontology annotation, molecular function: transcription coactivator activity. The transcript has 5 exons. Gene Ontology annotation, cellular component: nucleus. The coding region runs from base 100 to 765 and encodes 221 amino acids.
GGAGCGACGGCGCGCGGCGGUGACGCAGGACACGCGCGACGGCCUGAGCGGCGAGGCCAGGGUAGGAGGGGUCCCGGGCGGCGGGGAUCACCUUGAGUGAUGCCCAAGAAGUUCCAAGGGGAAAACACCAAGUCGGCUGCUGCCCGCGUGAGGAAGGCUGAGGCAAAGGCAGCAGCCGAUGCCAAACGGCAGCAGGAGCUGGAAGAUGCCUACUGGAAGGAUGAAGACAAACACGUGAUGAGGAAGGAACAGAGGAAGGAAGAGCGGGAGAAGCGGCGCCUGGAGCAGCUGGAGCGCAAGAAGGAGCUGCAGCGCCUGCUGGAGGAGGAAGACUCAAAGCUGAAGGGGAAGUCACCCAAGCAGGUCACUCCAGGAAAAGUCACCAGGGCCCAGAUCGAGGAGACAAUCAGGAAAGACCAGCAGCAGAAGGAGAAUGCAGAGGCAGUGGAAAAGGAGAAGACUCACUUGGAGGUCCCCUUGGAAGAGAACGUCAACAGAAGGGUACUGGAGGAAGGAUCAGUGGAGGCCAGAACGAUUGAAGAUGCCAUUGCUGUCCUCAGCGUUGCCAAUGACCUGGAUCGGCACCCGGAGCGCCGGAUGAAAGCCGCCUUCACCGCCUUCGAGGAGCUCAACCUGCCACGCCUGAAGCAGGAGAACCCCAACAUGCGCCUGUCCCAGCUCAAGCAGCUCCUCAAGAAGGAGUGGAUGAAGUCUCCAGAAAACCCCAUGAACCAGCGGCACAAGGCUUACAACAGCCAAAAGUAGAACUAGAGCUGAGCAAUCGCACACACCACCACACCCCCACCCCCGGACAGUGGGCAGGAGGCCCCGGGGCUCUGCUCCCAGGAGAACAGGAGACACAAGGAACCUCCUCUCCUUUUGUUUUCCUGCCCCCAGUUUCUGUCUGUUCUUGGAUUUAAGAUAAGCACGAGGCCACAGCUCAGGACCCUGCAUGGUCCUGUCCCCCUGGGCAUGCUGGUGCAGCAUGACCAGGACACACCACUACCACCCUCCUGUCCCCUAAGCCACUUGUCUUACAACAAAAACAAGCUACUAACUCGCUUCCAUCCCUUCAGUGCUCCCAGGGUGCAGCCUCAGCGCUGCUUCCUGCCAAGCUGGGGACCCCCCAGCAACCUUUUCCAGGCUGGACCUCACCCAGACUGCAUCACCCCAACUCUGCCAUUGCUGCGCUGCAUCCUCGUCCUCUGCAGGGUGAGUACUUCUUGCAAGCACCAUGAGGAAGGCACCUGUCCGCUGUUGCUUGUGUCAUCUUGGGUGCUGGGAUGUCCCCACAUUGAUUCCAGACUGGGACUGCUGUUGGCAUUGCCUGCUGCCAGCCACCUCUGGGUCUCAGCUGGAGUUAGAUGGGGAGGAGGAACCACAAUGGGAGCAGAAGCUCCGUCAGCAAAGAGUUACAGGGGAAGAGAGAAAAUAACCUUCCAUCUUCAAGGAGGAAGAGGAGAAAUAGCACAGCGCAAUCCCUGCAGGACACUGGUGUCACACUCCUCUCUUGUCACCUCCCUGGUGGCCUUGCCCAGAGCCUCACAGGUUGCUGGUGGGACAGGA